Molecule: messenger RNA, 819 nt
Organism: Metarhizium acridum CQMa 102
Lineage: Eukaryota; Fungi; Ascomycota; Sordariomycetes; Hypocreales; Clavicipitaceae
Source: RefSeq, a predicted model, not a curated record
AUGACCACUACACUCACUGUUCAGGAGGGGGCAAGUGAUCUGGCAUUCCUUUCCAAGAACCAUUACAACCUCCAGGUCGCAAAAGCUGUAUCUGCACCGGGGGGUAAGCCCAUGUUCAACGUGGUCUACAAGUCGACGAGCCUCGCACCAAACAUGGAAGUUUCAUGGACUCCCGAGUACGGCCUCAACUGGACCACACAGAUGGCAGAUCCUGGUGCCAAAGUCAUCUACACCGGAAAUUGGCAAGCCUGCAAGCUUGGCGAAUCCUACAAUUUGACCAAUGUUGGCGAAUGGGUCAUCAACAAUAAAGACCCCAACAAGGACGCGAAUUCUGUGAAUGUGGGAAGCAAUGGCUACCCCCAAGCGGUUAAUAUCGUCGUGGGAAUCUGGAACCAAGACACGCAGAGUUGGCAAGCGUCAUACCCGACACUCAUGCCUCAAAAUCACCUACCAUUAUCACCUGGCUCCUCUUGGGACUCCGCGAUAACGAUCACAUCCUCGCCGAGCAGUGUGAGCAGCUGCGACGACAUUGACGACGAUGAAUGGAACAUGUUCGGUGACACCGACGAUGGUCCCUUGAAAUCUAGUUUCGAAAAUUCUGACAAGGAUUUGGGCAUUGCGACCACCUCCACUGUACAACCAAUGGCUGGGCAGGAAGUACUCGAGAGGGCUCCCGUACCCACGCCUUGGACAGCGACCGCCUUCAUGCUCUCUUUUCUGAGUAUGACAAGCUUAUCAAUAGCCAGGAGGCACCGCGUGAACGCCAUGGCUCACCAGUUAAGAAACCCGGCUAUUAAGCUAUCUCACGCCCCCUUAUGA